ACCGCCUCUCGAACCUCGCCCACCCCGCCGAAUAGACAACUCCAGCAGAACCCAUCAAAGAUAGAUUUCUCACCACGGGCUUUUGUACGUCACGCGCAUCGCAUUCUGAGGACGAGGUAGCCUUGUCCUCCACUGGCCUAUGUCGUGUGAAUAUCUCGUCACUCUCGACUCAGCCUCUUCAUCCACAACCAUCGUGCUAACCCUCUCCAGUGCCAGAGACAGCUCCCCCACCUCCCCUAAAGCUCAUUGCUAGCUAUUCUUUCAUGACCCUUUCCCGAGCCCCACAUACCCAACCGUAGUUUCAGCCCUCUGCAGCUUCCCAAACCAUGGGCACCGAACGAAUAUCGCAGCUCAUGAGUGCCCUCGAUGCAGCUUCCGGGCCUGACAUAUCUCGUGCAACUUCCCCCGGCGGCGAUUGGCGCCAGGCCAACGGCGGUGUGAACGGCUUGGACUACGACAAGGAGAGCCGAAGCCGCCCGCGGACCUUCCCAUACCUCAAGUACCUACCGUAUGAGCUGGAGGAGCAGGCGGAGAGGGACGACAAUCUGAAUACAUGUCUGAAGCAUCUUUAUAUUGCUGUGUCGGCAGGUGACUUUGCACCGGGCGCAGUGCACUGGACCCGCGAGCUUCGCGGAUGGCUAUCGCUCAAGUUCGACCUCCCUCGCCGCACGCGCAUCAAGCUGAUUCAACUCUAUUAUGAGCUUGCACUUGCUCCGGGUAUAGACUAUCUGGUCGCAGAGCGUUUUGCGAGUGUGUUUAUGGUCUUGACCAAGAGGAAACACUAUCUCCGGCCCACCAAGGACCUGGUCUUGGACUGGCGACCACUGUUCCGGGAGCUCAAGCUGUUUGUUCUCCCCUCUGAAUCUGGGGGAUCACACCCGCCCAACGUCAAGCGCAAUAUUCGGACCUUAACUAAGAUGUGCACGUUUGCACAGCUCUAUUUUGACCCCAAAGAGAUCCCCGCCUUGUUCGAGGAGCUUCUCCCUUUUUUUAGUACUUCUUUCUCGGAAGGAGCCUUCGUCGUGGUUGGCUUGCUGAACCUGAUGAUCCCGACAAUUCCCGCUCCAGAGGACAGGGACGAUUUGCAGCCGCAGGAGUAUCUCCCCACAGUCUUCCAUCUGUGGUCAUUAGUCAACCGAUCGAAAUACUUUGAUGUACAUUUUGUCGACUUCCUCUCCAGACUUGCCCGGGAUUCUCUACCCGCAAGUCAUAUCCCCUUCUCGCAGCAUGGCAUCUUCACAAGCGAGCAGUCGUCCCUCGUGUUCACUUCUCUUCUCCGGCUGCUUGAAAUACCCGUCGGACAGGCCACGUCCCCAUAUAGCACUACUGUCGAUCUAGGUGCUGGCUUAGCAGUUAUGCUAGACCGAGAUCAACGAAAGCAUCCACUGGCAAAUCACAUCGCACGAUGGAUUGUCAUGUCGCUCUCGCCAGCAUGCCUGGAACAUUCAGAUUCCGUCCUCAGCAAGCUGGAGGGACUAAUCCAAGCCGUGGAAACAUUCUUCCACCCUUCAAAUUCCGGCAGUUGGACCAAGACACUUUCGGGGCUUGUGUUCUACCUGGCCGACUUCUUCAUGAUGCGGUGGAAUCGGGAACAUAGUGGUGAGAUGGAGCUACCCGAGAAACGGAAGCUUAACGACGCACUGAAGCGGCGGUUCGUGCUCUGUCUGCGAGAAGUUACCUUCAUGGGCAUCUUUGCGAAAAGUGGGACGGCGAUGAAUUUCGCUUUGGCAACGCUUCAGAGCUUGGCCUAUUUGGAACCGACUCUAAUCCUUCCUGGAGCCCUUCAGAGGAUUUACCCCGCAAUGCAAGGUCUCGUCGAGGUGCAUCGCACGAUAUCCUCAAUUCGGGCUUUGAACAUGCUGGCCAGGGUCAUGGCGAGGACAAAAGGCUACCGAUGUCACGUUACGACCGCGUUAGGGCUUGCACUGCCCGGCAUAGACGCCAACGAUUUAGAGAAGACUCUGCAUACGUUGUCCUACAUUCAAGCCGUUAGUUACACGGUACCAUUUCAUGACCUGACACAAGAGAAGAAGGAACCAAACGGUCAAAUCUUAAGAGACGGGGCGGAGACACCGAUGGAGGAAGCGGACACCGAUACAGGCCUUGCGGUACGAUGGAUCACCGAGCAAGUUGAACGCUUAGAGUCCGCAAGUGGGGGUGUGGAAAUUGACUAUUCUAAGGAGCUCAGCGACCAUGAGGAAGAGAUGAUCCUCCGAUCUUCAACGACCGGGCUUGCCGAGUUCCUAAUGUCCUUUCUUGGCCGUGUCUUUACUCUGCUAGAGAACCUACCAGAUGCCUCUAGGGUUCGGAGCGGAUCCCCCGAGGAAAAUGUGGUCAAUACUCUACCAGCGGCUUUCACUCCAUUGCUCGCAGCGUUGUCUCCAGAGCUUUUCGACAUUGCGUUAGACAAGAUUGCCAAUUUCGUCGCGAACCAUGUGAUUCACCAGUCUCGAGAUGCGAUGGCCUUCAUCUGCAAUGCUCUCGUUAAGGUCAACCCUGAGAAGUCUCUGAAGCGCCUUCUACCGCCUCUUCUUGCCGGUAUCCGUACCGAAAUAGAUGACAAUGGCGCUGGCUCCACUCGAUACACCGGCUCGGACGUACUGCCCCGAGAUCGUGGUCUUGUAUGGAACAUCGCCAUCCUGAGCAUGUGUGUAGUACACGUUGGGGAAUCUGUAGUAGCUUGGAAGGAGGAGCUCUUUGAGAUUGCCGAGUUCAUGCAGCAAAGGUGCCGUGGCAUCCCCACCGUUCAUGUCUCUAACUUCAUCCAUCAUCUCCUUCUCAACCUCACCGUUACCUACACGAUUGAUUACUCCAUUAACGAACCCGAUGAGCUGGAGAAAGGCCUCACGGGAGAAUCUUGGGGUCGUCUUGUUGAUCCGAAGAAAAUGAGUAUCAAAUGGCAUACGCCCAACACUGAAGAGAUCAAUUUUGCGGUGAAGCUGUUUGAAUCUCAAUCUAAAAGUGCGGUGAACGUCUUAUUAGCUCUUAUUCGACCGGACCCGCCCAUCAAGCGAGACGGUACUGGAAAGGACUGGUCUGACGAAGUAUCCCGAAACCUGGUCCUCUUAAGGCUGAUCAUCUCGGGGAUAUCGGUCCUCUUCGACCCUAGGCACGAUGCUCCAACCAUAGAAUCCGAUGCUGGUUCUGAUCCAGAUGCUAUGGACACAGAAGGCAUCGACGAUGAUGCAGGUUUAGGAGAGGCAGAAGACGAAGAAGUGAAGCCUACCUUCCAGUAUGCGGCUGGAUACCCACUGAAGCGGGAUAGCAAAAACUACAUGGUUAUCCAUGAUCUUCGCCAUCAAAUUGGAGAGACAUUGCACCAGGUUCACCAGUUCCUAAUCGAGAAGCAAGAAGACGAUGUGCCAUGCUUCAACUCCCUCUACAAUGCUUAUCGGUCUUGGUUCAUCGACGUUGGUAUUGAGCGAUCGGCCCACGUCCUAGAUCGAGUGGCCAGGCUUCUUUCUAUUGAAUCCCUUCCAUACAAGUUUAACGGCACUAGAAAGGAGUAUCCGCGACCCCUCCUAGUCAGACGAGCCAAUGUAUACCAUCUGCAGCGUCUGCGGCACAACGCCAAUCCUCGCCCAAGAACAGAACUUGAUAAGAUGCUUCUACUUGAUCUUGCUGAAUCUAGCGUGUCUUUGUAUACUGAGAUUCGCCGGACGGCACAGACUGCAAAUGAGUCCGCAGUUAAGUGUAUACUGGGAGCCCGACCCCUGGUCAUUCCACCGCUGCUUGAGGCCUUGACGAAGGCUGUCGAUACGAAUGACUAUCCACGCAUCAAAGGUGCCAUGUUCUCUUUGCUCUUUGGUAGUCUAGCAAAGACGAUUGCCCGAGAUUGGAGGUUCACACCAACUUUGAUCAAGGCAUUUAUCGAAGUCACUGGCGCUGAUAAGCCUUCCGUGCAGAAGCUUGCAACUAACGCCACGUUCCAAGUCAUGGACAUGGGCAAGGCGAUGGAGCGAAUGGUAAUUCUUGACAAAGAUGUGGUUGAAUCUAUGUCAUUCGUCAUUGCUCCAGGUGAGGAAGAGACUGUACAAGAGACGGUCGCUAAGCGGCAGAACUAUAUCAGAAAGAAAAGAAGCCGCAUCGAAGGCAAGAAGGCGGACCUGUCGAUAGAACUUGUGGAAAUUGGCCGAACCGCGCAUUGGAAGAAGGUCAGCCGAACUGCCGCCAUUAUUGUCAAUCUGGGGAUGCGAUACGACACCAUAGCCUCGGAUCAGAUGAUUGAUCUGGUUACCAAGGGCUCCAUCGACCCCCACCCAAGCCUACGAGGACUCUAUGCGGGUGCAUUGGUCGGCCUCUUCUCGGUCGUCCAGACCCGAGCCAUCACUGGUCACAGUUAUGAGAAAUAUCUGCUCGGCGAAGAAGAGCUCCCAGAUAAAAUCAGUGUCCCAACCCACGCUGAUGAUCCGAACUGGACGGAAGAACACCUCGCCAGCUUUGCCAAACCGGAAGCGAAGUACUAUGUCGAUUUUGACUAUCCAGGCUGGUUGGUUUGGACCAAGACUAUGCCAGCUUUCUUGCCAAAUGCUCCUCAAGUUUCCUAUGACGACGUGGAAAAUGGCAUUCGAGAGAAGAUCGGAAAGCUGCUAGACCGCAAUUGGUUCUCAACGUACUUUGCCUACAUGAAGCAAGAGCCGCGAGAUUCUGGAUCUGACCGUUUCCGCAUGUCGAGUGCCAUGAUGCUCACGCAUGCUUUCGAAUUAAUCUUUUGCGGCCUCACUCAAGCUACUUUCGAAGACAUUAAAGAUCUCACCCAGUCUGUCUAUGGAGACGGAAGCGACAAGCAUCAGCACCGAGCUACUGCCGAGAUCCUAGGAGCUUUGCUAUCCUGCGCACCAGAGCUUCGUCCUGAGCAGCGACAGGAGGUCUGGGAAUAUGCGUUCCCAAUCAUUCGCGGUAUCUUCAAGGACGGUCUCACGCCCGAGAACUCUUCGUACUGGACUACGUUCCUUCAUGUUGUCCUGCAAGCCAAGGAUCCUAGGAGAGGUUGGCCCCUUGUCGACUGGCUAUCCAGCUUCAGGCUCGAUAUGGAAUCAAAUGCUGCCUUUAAGGAGAGCUCUAAAAUCCACUUGCUUCAGCAAUGCAUAUGCGAUGCUGGAUGGCACUUCCAGUUAGAGAAGCCUAUUUUGAAGGACUUCAUGGAGCACUUAGAUCAUCCAUAUAAGGGUGUUCGCGAAGCUAUGGGCCAAACGAUUGCCAGCAUUUAUCGCACGAGGUAUCACGAGUCGUAUAAGGAUGUUUCAACACUUAUCAAGGCCCAAAAGGAAGUAUCGUCCAUUGGUCUUCGUCCCUAUGAGCCCACUGAAGAGUACGGUGCAACCAUCACCUCCGUUUUCGACCGUCUCGAAGUUUGGCGAAAAGAGCGACCUGCUGGACAGCAAACCCCGUCUUCUUAUACCUCUGGUGGCAAGACUGUGCUAUUAUGGCUAGAUUCAACACUCUCUUCUUAUGAAUGCACACAGCUCGUCAAGUUCUUCCCAAACGUUUUCAUGGAGCAGCUCCUUCACAUGAUGGACAUUAAAGAAGAUCCAGAACUGCAGUCUCUUGCCUACCACGUCUUCCGUCACCUUCCAAACAUCCCACACCGUCAAGGCGAGGACGAAGAGUUCAUUGCAGCACUCAUCCGCAUCGGCCGCAACGCUACGUCCUGGCAUCAGCGUCUCCGCAUCUUGAUCAACAUCCAGGUCAUCUACUUCCGCCGUCUAUUCCUCAUGUCGGAGCGCCAGCAACAAGACAUGUUCAACUGUGUGUCCGCCAUGCUCGGCGAUGUCCAACUAGAAGUACGAAUGGGUGCCGCGACCACCCUCUCGGGCAUGAUCCGCUGCUCUCCUGCCGGUCUUCGGGACCGCAUGGUUGAGUCACUAAAACAACAAUUCUCGAGCAUGCUAGGCAAAAACCCACUUCCGAAACGCCGGAACCCUGGCACACCGACCCCAGAACACAACAAACUCAUUCUGACUCGUCACGCGGCCGUUCUAGGUCUAGGCGCCUUGAUUCAAGCAUUCCCGUAUGCCAGCCCGCCGCCUGCGUGGCUACCAGAUGUGCUAGCCACGCUAGCCAGAAAGGCGGCGGUAGAUCCUGGGAUGGUGGGGAAGAGUGUAAAGAGCAUUCUUGCGGAUUUUAAGAAGACGAGACAGGAUACUUGGCAUGUAGAUGUGAAGGCCUUUCAACAGGAGCAAUUAGAGGAUUUGGAGGGUGUGCUGUGGAAGAGCUAUUUCGCAUAGACAAGAGAAGACAAGAGAAAACAAAAAAUACUAUUUUAUUAAAAGUCACGACGAUAAAGUCAUGAUAUCAUGACAGCAAGAUGUCCGGUCAAUAAACAGUGAAGCAACGCAAGGUAAAGCAAGGUAAAGUAAGGAAAUAAAUGCGCCACAAAAUUGCAGGCACGAUUCGGACACAUUGUGUGUACUAUAGUCUUGUGGACACGGUUUUGCGGAUCUCUUAGAGAGUGAGCUCCUUUGUUGUUCUCCUUCUUCUCUGCUCUUGGCUUCUUUUGGUUUCUAUGGUUACAUGUGUAUCAGUUCCAGCGACUACUUGCAUCGGGUGGCGUAAGCUAAGACGAGGUAUGAAUGCUAGGUAUCCUUC
Lindgomyces ingoldianus is the source of this 6588-nucleotide messenger RNA. RefSeq lists its product as uncharacterized. Gene Ontology annotation, cellular component: cytosol; nucleus. Lineage: Eukaryota; Fungi; Ascomycota; Dothideomycetes; Pleosporales; Lindgomycetaceae. The record is from RefSeq and is a predicted model, not a curated record. Gene Ontology annotation, biological process: proteasomal ubiquitin-independent protein catabolic process. The transcript has 2 exons. The coding region runs from base 327 to 6227 and encodes 1966 amino acids. Gene Ontology annotation, molecular function: peptidase activator activity; proteasome binding.